AUGUCGCUGCGCCCGGACGACCACCGCUCCUCGCGUUCGCGCAGCAAGUCACCAGGGCGCGCGCGCGAGAGGUCCAGGUCGCGCAGCCGCGUCGACGAGGGCCCAGCAUUCGCGACUGACCCCAGGCUGACCAACAGCUAUGCCCGCGCCCAAUCGCCCUCCUCGACCCCGCAGUACGAGAUCAGGCAGCCGGGCCACUCGUCGUACGCGACGCCUGCCCACUAUCUCGCCAGUCCGACUGAACACCAGCGCCAGCGACCGCCUCCGGAGAUGGAGGGCUAUACUAUGGGAGGUUAUGCCGACCUCCCGCCGCACGAGCGCCCUGGCUAUGUCUCACCGACUGGUGCCGGUCCCCAACAGCCAUGGUCUUACACAGCGACCCCGAUAAACAGCGGCCCUCCGCAGCAGCCGCUGAGAAAUCCAGCGGGAGGCUACCAGCAGCAGCAGCCAUCUGGCUACCAAUACGCGCAACCUGGCGGCAUAAAGUACACAGCCCAGCCCAUCACUUCCCAGCAGCAACAGCAACAGCAGCAAUACCAGCCUCCGCCUCCGCUUCCCCACAGAUACUCGUCCUCAUCUGUCACCUCGCCCACGCAAAAUGUCACCGCCAUGCCCCAGCCGCAGCAGUUUUUCCCUCCUCCACCUCAGGGCCCCCCACCAUCGAAGAAGGCCGAAAAGUAUGAUCCGAAUCUAGCCUAUGGUGCUGAUAACGCGCGCAUCGUCGAAGUGAAGCCCGGAGGCGGCAAGUACGGCGCACCUCCCUCACCGGGAUUGGCACCCCGCAUGGACAAUCUUACCGUUGGUGGGAGAGGCAGGCCGACUUUACAGCCCAUCAUGCCCGGCACGUUUCCCGGGAGCGAAGGCGGAAUGGGUGGCGGCCGGCCUCCACCAAGCCCUCUGUUGGAGGCUUAUCACGGAACUUACCAGUCUCUCAGUCCCAUGCCGAGUCCCAUCAUGCGUCCGUUGAACGACGAUUUGGAGGACCUCCCUCCCCUGGAUCCGCGUGAGGAGAAGAAAUCCAAGAAGCACAGGCACAGAAGCUCGUCAAGCGUGUCCCAAGGCCACGGUGCAACCCUCACCGUGGGUUUGUCCAAGAAGGAUAGGGAAAGAUCCCGGUCUCGGCACCGCGACGACAGACGUGAGAAGGAAAGAGAGAAAGACAAGAAACGCGUCAAGAUCUACGACGCGGAAGAAGACGCCAAUGCCAUCUUGAAGGCGCUUUCAAGGGAGCCGAAUCCUGACCCGCUGAUCGACAUUCUUCCAGCACUCUCUCAUGACCAGCUGAUGGAGCUUCGCAUCGAGUACAAGCGCAUCUGCAAGGUGCAAGGUCGUGGGGUGAAUUUGGCCAAGCACCUCAAAAUGAAAUUGCCUGGCACCAACUUUGGUAAAAUCUGCCACAUCACGGCGCUUGGUCGGUGGGAGAGCGAAGCUUACUGGGCGAACUACUGGUACCAGGGCAACAGUUCCAAGCGUGAGCUGUUGAUUGAGGCGCUCAUGGGUCGGCCCAACUACGAAAUUCACGAGAUCAUUGAUUCUUUCAAGGAUAAGCGUUAUGGUGAUGACUUGAUGCGCUGCAUGGAGACGGAGCUAAAGAAGGACAAGUUUCGUAUGGCCAUCCUGACAGCACUCGAUGCCCGCCGUCAGGAAGAAGGUGACGUGUGGCCGUUGGAGUACAGGAACAGGGAUGUGGACAACAUGUACAGUGCGGUCCGAGCUAGGGAAGGCGGUGAAUCGGACAUCUUGAGGAUCGUGUGCACGAGGAGUGACGCACACCUGCGGGAGUGCUUGGAGACGUACAAGAGGAAGUACCAGAGCAACUUCGCCAAGGAUGUCCUGACCAAGAGCAACAACCUCGUGGGUGAAGUUUGCGCGCACAUCCUGAACGGCGUCAUCAACAGACCGGCUCGCGACGCAAUGCUGCUGUACCACGCUCUCACCGACCUGAUGGACACGGGCAACGAUCGCGAUGCGUCACGUCACGAACGUCAGCACCGCUAUGAGCUGCUCAUCUCUCGGCUGGUUCGUCUGCACUGGGACAAGUUGCACCUACGUAAAGUCAAGCUGGACUACCGUGAGAAAUACGGCCGCCACAUCGAGGACGACAUCGAAGAUGCAACGAAGGGCGACUUCCGGGAGUUCUGCCUCGCGCUGUGUGACAUGGGCUUGGGGACAGGAAGAUGA
This is a messenger RNA of Diplodia corticola, 2181 nucleotides long. RefSeq names its product annexin anxc4. Bases 1 to 2181 code for a protein of 726 amino acids. Lineage: Eukaryota; Fungi; Ascomycota; Dothideomycetes; Botryosphaeriales; Botryosphaeriaceae. Gene Ontology annotation, cellular component: cytoplasm. The transcript is spliced from 2 exons. Gene Ontology annotation, molecular function: calcium ion binding; calcium-dependent phospholipid binding. The record is from RefSeq and is a predicted model, not a curated record.